Molecule: messenger RNA, 1553 nt
Organism: Ananas comosus (pineapple)
Lineage: Eukaryota; Viridiplantae; Streptophyta; Magnoliopsida; Poales; Bromeliaceae
Product: 5'-3' exonuclease
Exons: 8
Coding region: 1-1080 (359 amino acids)
Biological process (GO): DNA replication, Okazaki fragment processing
Molecular function (GO): DNA binding; 5'-flap endonuclease activity
Source: RefSeq, a predicted model, not a curated record
AUGGACCAGGUGCAGGCAAGUAAGAUGUUAGUGGCUACGAAGGACUCUGCAGAAGACUCCGGAACCCAUGAGGUUGUUAAUACGGAGCGCGUUCCCGUGGGUGCGUGCGCCUCCUCGGAGGCCGCGGCGGCGGCGCCUCUGAGGCAUUCCAUCAAACACCUCAGGGGCAAGCGCAGGGUCUUCUUCUUGGACGUGAACCCCCUCUGCUACGAGGGCUCCCACCCGAGCCUCGCGUCCUUCGCGCGGUGGGUCGAGCUCUUCUUCUCCCGCGUCGCCCUCCGUGACCCCGUCGUCGCGGUUCUUGAUGGGGAGGAAGGGAACGAGUAUAGGAGGCGACUGAUGCCGUCGUAUAAGGCGCAUCGGAGGAGGGGGGAUUCAUGGGGUUCCCGGGGUGGGUCGAGAGGUGGUGGGUUGAGCUCGGUUGAGCCGUACGUGACCGAUGUGCUCCAGCAGUGCAAUGUUCCGGUUGUUAAAGUUAAUGGUUAUGAGGCCGAUGAUGUAGUGGCUACACUAACAGAUCAAGUUCUACAAAAGGGAUUUCGGGUUGUAAUUGGCUCCCCAGAUAAAGACUUCAAGCAGUUGAUAUCAGAGGAUGUGCAGAUAGUUAUGCCUGUUCCUGAAUUUGGGCGCUGGUCAUUUUACACUUUGAAGCAUUACUUUGCUCAGUACAAGUGUGAUCCUACUGCUGAUCUGAGCCUCCGGUGCUUCACGGGUGAUGAAGUUGAUGGUGUUCCUGGGAUUCAGCAUUUGGCACCCGGAUUUGGUCGCAAGACAGCCAUGAAGCUCUUAAAGAAGCACGGUUCUCUAGAAAACUUGCUAAAUGCAGCUAAAAUAAGAACGGUUGGUAAAGACUAUGCCCAGGAUGCUCUGACUAAGUAUGCUGAUUACUUGCGGAAGAAUUAUGAAGUUCUGAGCCUCAGGAGGGAUGCUGAUGUUAAACUUGCGGACGAGUGGUUGUCCGAGAGGGAUACAUGUAAUGACUCGAUUGCUUUGUCCAGCUUCCUCAGUAAGUUGAAUGAAGACAAGAAGUUAGAUAGCAGUAGAUGGAGAAGAAGAUGCACGGCGAGUAAGAUUUCGUAGCCGACAGUCUUCUUUCCAGAUUUCGUUAAACAACGAGCUUUUUUUGACAGCAUUCUGGCAGCUGACUUCCAUGCCAACCUGAAGCAGCGUGGAAUCAUGUUUGGCAACAAUGCGACCGAUUCCCAGGUCCAAUUUUCAUGCAAAGCGCACGGCUCAAGUGCCAAUUCGUGCUGAUGAAUCACUCUCUGGGUGAAACCAUGCCUCCGUUGAUCGGUAUCUCUCUAUAACAACCUUUCUUUCUGUCGAUGUUUAUACUGCAUCAUCUUCUUUUGUUAUACACAAUUCAGAUCUCCGGAUCGCAAUGACAACUUCUGUCAACUCUUUUCCAUUGCGAGCUCUAUAUAAUUCUCUGAAUCAAGAACAUUGUGUUUUCACUUAUCUGAACUGUGAAAUAUUACUUUGGAAGCUCGUGCUGCGAGCCUUAAAUUUGAAACCCGCAAGGGGGGAUCGAACGCCCGACCUCAUUGACGGCA